GGGGGUUUGGUCCCUUAACAGCAAAGAGUUGGGUGCUUUGAAACAUAAACUUGUCUUUAACUGAAAGCGAACUCUGCUUUCGUCUGUUCAUUGGCGAAAUUGACAACUGCUUUACCACAAAGAUAAUAUUAUCUGCUAUUUUGUAUUUAUUUAUUUAUUUAUUUUACUGCUGAAACUGACACCAGUUACAAGAGAAAAAAAAAUGAAACUGGAAGUUUUCUACGGAAGCAGCACUGAGGAGAAGCCCGUGGAGGUGUGCAGCGAUGCUGAAGCCAGUAUCCCUUCUCCGCUUUCCAGCGAAGAAGAGCUAGGUUCAGAUGGGGACUGCGUAGCAAAUAGCCCUGCACCUGUUAACGCUGGCGCUGAUGGAAAGGGGAAGCCCUACACCAGGAGACCCAAACCGCCAUAUUCCUACAUCGCAUUGAUCGCCAUGGCAAUUAGAGACUCUGCAACUGGACGUCUCACUCUGGCUGAGAUCAACGACUACCUGAUGAAGAAAUUCCCCUUUUUCAGAGGAAGUUACACCGGCUGGAGGAACUCGGUACGCCACAACCUGUCGCUGAACGACUGCUUUCUGAAAGUGCUUCGGGACCCUUCCAGACCAUGGGGCAAGGACAACUACUGGAUGCUGAACCCAAACAGCGAGUACACCUUUGCCGAUGGGGUAUUCCGGCGCAGGAGGAAGCGAAUCAACAAAAAAACUGCCAAAGACCCAGGGGGUUUAGAUCACCCAGUCAAUGAGGAGCUACCCAGUUCCAUCGCCACUGCCUCGGUUGUUAGAGAUGACAGAGCAGGGACCAAGUUUUCAAGCUCCUUUGCUAUUGAUAGCAUCCUGAGCAGGCCCUUCAAGAGAAAAGAGGACAUUCAGCCCGAGCCUUGUAGUGGCAGAGAGUUGUGGCCUAAUAUUAACCCCUUGAUGCCUUAUCUUGUGUCAUAUCCACCUGCUGCUGUAACUCACAUUAAGCCGUUAUUUCCAGUCUACCCCGGUGCCUCGCAUGUGGUGCAGGCGUACAGGUAUGGCUUAUCAGACCUCUUUGGAGCAACAGACGGCUUGCCCAACUCCGAGGUUUACUCCACCAUCCGAAUACCAACUGCUGUGCGAGCACCAACCAGCAGUUGCCAUUCAUUCAAAAUUGACUGUUUGCUUGGAUGAGUGGGAGGAAACAAAGGAAUCAUUUUUCCUGAGCACUUUCUUAAAGACUAUAAUGUACUGUAUUUGAUAACUAAAUGCAUCUCAUUGCAUUGACUUGAGGUUUGGCAGUCAGUUUCUUGAGACUGAGAAAGUAACGUGUUUUUGGUAUUUUGUUGUUGCUUGACAACCAGUUUUUCUGGUCACUACAAAUUAUGGAUGAAACAAGUUCAGGUACAUCAAAAUAAGUUAUAUUUUUUUGUUUGUUUGUUUUGUUUUAAUUUUUAACACAUACCUUUGUAUGUGUUUGACAGAUUAUUUGGUCAUUUCUGCUGCAAACGAUGGCACGAUUGCCAAUAUUUAGAAAACGCUGAUUUUUUAAAUUGUUUUAUUUUUUUGGUUUGUUUUAAUUAUUAAUGCUAUUAUUAUUGUAUUAUUUAUGUAUGUGUUACUGCAAGCAUUUUUUUUUUCUUUAUGACGGGCUACAGCGUUUUGUAGUUAAAGUAAAGUCUGAUGUUAGUAGUGACAAAGCUCUAAUCGAGCUACAUAGAAUUGUACACAAUUUGUACUGUUUCAAAAAGUGACCACUGCCAGUGUAAUCCAGGCGAUUAUUAUGUAUAUUUUCUUAAAAUGAUACAUGAACGUUAUUUUUUAAUAAAAUCUUUUACUAAACAA
Molecule: messenger RNA, 1804 nt
Organism: Polyodon spathula (Mississippi paddlefish)
Lineage: Eukaryota; Metazoa; Chordata; Actinopteri; Acipenseriformes; Polyodontidae
Product: forkhead box protein Q1-like
Exons: 1
Coding region: 203-1153 (316 amino acids)
Biological process (GO): anatomical structure morphogenesis; cell differentiation; regulation of transcription by RNA polymerase II
Molecular function (GO): RNA polymerase II cis-regulatory region sequence-specific DNA binding; DNA-binding transcription factor activity, RNA polymerase II-specific
Source: RefSeq, a predicted model, not a curated record